Messenger RNA from Ostrea edulis (European flat oyster), 1670 nucleotides. RefSeq names its product protein unc-93 homolog A-like. NCBI's taxonomy places the organism in Eukaryota, Metazoa, Mollusca, Bivalvia, Ostreida, Ostreidae. The coding region runs from base 1 to 1440 and encodes 479 amino acids. The record is from RefSeq and is a predicted model, not a curated record. The transcript is spliced from 3 exons.
AUGUGUUUACGAAGCUGCUGCAAACUGGGAAAUGAUCUGUCUGGAAAAGAGAGACGAACUGUUAUAUCAUUAUCGAUUAUCUUUGUGGUUGUUUUCAGUGGGUUUCAUGGCAUUCAAAACUUGCAGAGCACUAUUAACAACGAGUCAGGACGAGGAGUGAUUUCUCUUUCGGUUGUUUAUGGAUGUUUUGUGCUAUCCUCAUUUUUUGCCCCGUCAUUCAUCCGGGUUCUUACGGCCAAGGGUUGUUUAAUUACAGGCUGCAUCUCUCACUUGGUGUAUGCAGCUAGUAACCUCUACCCUGUGUUCUGGACGCUAUUGUCGGCUUCCGCUUUUGUUGGAUUAACUUCCGGUCUAUUAUGGACGUCACAAGGAAUGUACAUAUCUCAGUGUGCAAUAUCUUUCUCUCAAACCAAAAACGUUCCAAUGAAAAAGAUAUUUGGAAAAUUCCAUGGGAUAUUCUACUUCGGCUUCGCAUUUCCUAGAGUAGUUGGAAACUGUCUUUCCUCCAUUAUUUUGAUGCAAGGACAGUACAAUGAAACAACAAACAAUGUUUCUAAGUCUGAAAGGGUAAAGUCGUGUGGAGCGGAAUUAUGUCCAGAAAUGUCUGUGACACAAGGACUAUUCUUAUUGCCAGAUCCUUUGAUAGUCAAAAUCCUCAUGGCUGCAUUCACAACGUUAAGUAUCAUCGGUCUCCUCUUGUGCGUUUUCUUACUACCACCACUUCCAAUUACUGUGACGUCAUCACAGAAGAGUGUCGCUAGAAAAAUGCUCUCUGCUUCCUUUUCAUGUCUUUUGGUGAACACAGAAGUAGCGAUGCUUCUCUUUAUCCCGUCUGUUCUGUUGCAUUCAUUUGUGGAGUCCUUUCUUUGGAUCGACAUCUCCAAGGCUUAUAUCAGCUGCCCCUUUGGUGUAGAAUUUGUUGGAUUUUCCAUGGCCUUAAAUGGAGUUUUGAAUGGGAUUUCGUCCUUCCUUCUUCCAAGACUGGCCAAUCUUAUCGGCAGAAAGUACGUAAUGACGUCUCUAAUUAUUGGCAUCACUGCUUCGUACGUUGGUUUCUUGGUAUGGAUGCCUACUGAUGAUGGACUACCACAAAUCAUGGGGAUCGUUGCCGUGCAAGGACUAUUGGAAGGAGGUCUCUGCACACUUCUGGCUACGUUAUUGUCAUCCAUGUACACUGAGAAGACGGACGCCGCUUUCGCCAGUUUAGAGACUUGGAAAGCAUUAGGCAACACAGUCAACAUUGGCCUUGCCUACUAUUUGUGUGAAAGAUCAAGAUUGUACAUUAUGUUUGCCCUCUGUACACUUUCCAUAAUCUCAUAUGUCGCCCUGGAGAUGCAUCUGCAAAAGAAAACAAAAUUGACAGAGGUUGAUUAUGAAGAGGAGAAUGAGACCAUUAAUGUAGAAUUAAGGGGUGCAGAGGAUUCAAGCGACACAAAAUAGGACUUAUAAUGCUUAUCAUAGAUAAUAAAACUCGUAUACUUCAAACUUAGCUUGGGGUAUAUUUUCUGUGAAAAACUUACCAUUGUCCAUUGUUGAACUGAAUUUCUUAAAAUGCAUCACUACCUGUUGUUAUGGGCUUCCUUUUUGAUACAUUCUUGUCAUCACGGACUCUCCAAGAUGUCCAUGACAAUGCAUGUUCUUGUAUCGAACUUUAAACCAGAUUGAUCGAG